Molecule: messenger RNA, 351 nt
Organism: Aplysia californica (California sea hare)
Lineage: Eukaryota; Metazoa; Mollusca; Gastropoda; Aplysiida; Aplysiidae
Source: RefSeq, a predicted model, not a curated record
AGAUUGAGUUCGAAUAUCCUUUCGUCACCGUUCCCAACGCUGCUGUGUUCACCACUGGCUUGUCCUGGAUCGUCGGAGGCGGAUAUGACGUCAACAUCCUGGAGGUGACAUCGGCUGGUCUGAGAGUGGAGGUCGCCGCCACGAAAAUAUUUGCUCCCGGCAUGGUGGACUUCAACUUCAUCGCUUGCGACAAGGAGAUCGAGUUUCCUCAUAGUUACUUGGACAACGAGCAUAAUAUGUAAAGGCUUUUUUAAAAAGGAGAAAUAUAGCCAAAGUAAAAUUGCAGUCAAGCACCACGAUCACCAGCAUUUCAAUUUAAAAUAAAUGAAUAAACUUAGAUCUACCCCUUCU